This is a messenger RNA of Argiope bruennichi, 6742 nucleotides long. Its product is annotated as agrin-like. The record is from RefSeq and is a predicted model, not a curated record. Gene Ontology annotation, biological process: cell differentiation; G protein-coupled acetylcholine receptor signaling pathway; receptor clustering. Bases 947 to 6184 code for a protein of 1745 amino acids. The transcript is spliced from 29 exons. Lineage: Eukaryota; Metazoa; Arthropoda; Arachnida; Araneae; Araneidae. Gene Ontology annotation, molecular function: laminin binding; calcium ion binding.
CAUAAGCGAACAGUUCUUUAUGUCGAGGUGUUAAGCAAUUAGAUAAAAGGCUGCGACUUCCUCAAUAUUGAAAGGAAGCGACGAAGUAAUGCAGUCACUCCAUAGUUCAAUGCUUUUGGAAUGCACUUGAUAGUGUUGAUGCAUAAGAGGAAAGGCUGCAUUCAUUUAGUUGCAAAAAGAAUUUGUCUUAUCUUCAUUAAAAUGUUUUAAUUGUAAACGGAAUCUACAAUUAAAUUGAGUCUAAAAGAGGUAGAAAUUUUUAGACCAGUGGUGAAGUGAAAAAUACUUUGUUUUCAAGAUAAGGAUAAGAAGAAAUAAUUAACUGACAGAGAAUUGGUUGUCUAUUAUCUCUAUAUAUGUUUUCGAUCUUGUUAUUGUAAUUCUAAGAUAUGACUGAAUUGAGAAAUUAAUAUUGGAACCAUUUUCAUUUAGUGCCUCUUAAAUUGACUCAAAAUACAAGUCAUUGUCUGGAUGAAGAUUUUGAUACGAAUAUGAAAAGCUGCGUUAUUCAACAGGUGGCGAAGUAUUUUGAAAAUGUUUUUGACUUCCAUUAGAGAACUUCAAUAACUAUAAAGGGCUAGAUUGUGAAAACAACAAUGUGAAAUUUUUGAUUAUCUAUAAUCUUUGAAAAUUAUGGUUGCAGAUUUCAUAAAUUGAAUUACAAUGGAAUGGAAAAUCUGUUUCAUUAUAUUACGGUCACCACUAUGAAUAUAAAGUAAUUUAUUAAAUUUCUGAAGGGACUUUAGAUAUUAUUCUCUUUCUAAAAAAUAAUGUUGUACCUUUCGAUUGUACACUUAUUCAUCUUCAAAAAUUAAAUAUUAAUUCGUAUCUAAGGGAUAUUUUGGAUUCAUAGAAGCAAUGCUGGUAUUUAGAAGAAACUAUUUAAUAGAUCGAUGUGUUAUAGCUUCUUACAACAGGUAUUUUGACUAAAGAGUUGCAUCGCAUUAUGGAUUAUUAUAUUAUUUCAUUAAUUUUUAUUCUUGGUUAUGGAAGCUUAACCGUUUGCCGACCUUGUGAUGAAACCGAAACUCUGAAUGAAAGAGAGGAAAGAGCAGAGGUGAUUUUCACAGGCACAGUCCAAAGAAUCUACCGAAAGAGCCCGGUCCGUUCUUUUAUCCUGGACUAUAAUGCGAUGGUCUUCGUGAAAAGGGCAUUGAAGGGUGACAAAAAGCUACAAGGUAAUGCUGUCGUGGUUUCUGGAUUGGGAAACAGGCUCAUUUGUCACAGCGUAGUAAAAGAGCGUGAUACGAGGAUCUUUCUAGUGUCACGGAUGGAGGAUGGAUUUCUUAGACUGAAUUCGAGUUUGUUACGAAUGAAUAUUCCAAAUUUGGAUAUCUUGGAUGCUGUAAUAAGAGAUAUACCAUACAAAAGAAGACCGAAUAUUCAAGAGAAACCUUGUGAGUUGAUGUACUGUUCAUUCGGUGCUGAAUGUCUCGUGGAUGAAAAAACUCAGCAGGGCUACUGCCGCUGCCAGGAUAGCUGCUCGGACAUCUUCGCCCCAGUGUGUGGAAGUGAUGGCAUCACUUAUUCUAGCGAAUGUCAGCUACGGAUGGCGUCGUGUUCCAAGCAAAUCAAGAUCUAUGUCCAGCAUCAUGGACAAUGUGAUGUUAAAGACCCUUGCGAACAUAAUCAGUGCAGAUUCGGUGCUCAGUGCAGACCCACUCUAGAUGGAGUUUCUUUUGAAUGCGUUUGUCCAGAAAAAUGUUCAGCCUAUGGAAACAGUCGAAGUUCUCGACCUGUUUGUGGCACAGAUGGAAAAGAUUAUCCAAAUAUGUGCGAAUUGAAGAAAACUGCAUGUCGAGAAAUGCGCAUCUUAGAAGUGAGAUUUACUGGGAGAUGUGAUCCCUGCCAAGGCGUUGAAUGCCCCAACUCUCAAGUGUGUCAACUGGAUGAACACCGGAACGCUAUCUGUAGAUGCAACGCUAUAUGCUCCGAGGAUUUAAGACCCGUUUGUGGAUCCGAUGGCAAAACAUAUUCCAAUGAAUGUACUCUCAGAGUAGAAGCGUGCAAAUUCCGUAAGAACAUUAGAGUCGUCUACCCAGGCGAAUGCAGCGCUGGGAAGAAUCCAUGUGAGAGUAUAACUUGUGGACCGUUCGAAGACUGCAACAUCGACAAAUAUGGCAUUGCAUCCUGCCAGUGUCAACCCAGUUGUGAAUCGGUGAUGAAGCCUGUGUGUGGAUCCAAUGGACAGACUUACAGCAAUGAAUGUGAACUGCAGAGAAACGCUUGCCUAAUGAAAAGACAUGUUUCUAUUGUCUAUAAAGGCCCAUGUGGUGACACUGGUCCUUGUCAUAACUAUGUGUGUUCCUUUGGAGCUAUGUGCGUUCUUCAGAAUGGACGUCCUAAUUGCGAAUGCCCAACAUGCCCAGAACGGUUCGAACCAGUUUGCGGUUCAGAUGGUAUGUCUUACACGAAUGAGUGCAAGAUGAAGAAAGAAGCUUGUGAACAGAGAAAGGAGAUUAGCAUAGCUUACAUGGGGCUCUGUAAUACUUGCAGCCAAACACAAUGUGAAUAUUAUGCUGUUUGUGAAUUGGACACUCACGGGCGAGCGACAUGCGUUUGUCCUCAGAGAUGCGUAAAGGUGGAAGCAAAAGUCUGCGGUAAUGAUGGAGUGACAUAUAAAAACGAAUGUGAACUGCGCGUUGCAGCUUGUACAAAACAAAUGUACAUAUCUGUUGCAUCUAGGGGACCAUGCGACUUGUGCAUCAACGUUCACUGCAAGUAUGGCGCUCGGUGUGAAGAUGGAAGGUGUGUAUGCCCCACAGAAUGCCCCGAAAACUACGACCCUGUCUGCAGCAGUGAUGGAACUACUUACCGCAACGAAUGUGAAAUGCGUCGGGCGGCUUGCGAACAGACCAUGGAACUCAGCGUUCUGAUUUAUGGAGAAUGCGAAGACGUAGGAGGAUCGGGUGCAGGGUCGAAAUCUCCAGAAUCGGGAUCGGGUAAUUCUCCUUGUGACAAAGAUGCUUGCCGUUUUGGUGGAAUAUGCGAUUAUGAUUCCGACGACAGACUGUUAUGUGUUUGUGCAUUUGAAUGUCCACAUGUUCGAGCGCCCGUGUGUGGUUCAGAUGGUGAAUUCCAUGAUAACGACUGCAAGAUGAAAGAGCAAUCCUGCAAGACUCAAAAGAAAAUUGUCAUUGUUCCGAAAAAUAGGUGUCAAAAAGUAGAAGAGAUAGCUUGUGAUGGUGAGAAACCACUUAUUAACCCAGUGACAGGAAAGGACUAUUUCUGUGGUGAUGGCCCUGAAUCUAAAACUUGUCCUCCUAGCAGCUACUGUCAUAAGACUUCAGAAUUCGCGAAAUGUUGCAAGGAAGUAAUAAUGAUCAAGAGCUGCGCUGACACUAUCCACGGCUGCUGUCCAGAUGGAAAGACUGCGGCACAGGGUCCAGAUCAAGCCGGAUGUCCGAGUCAGUGUAACUGCAACCGCUUAGGUUCUUAUAGUUCUACAUGUGAUCCAGUGACUGGACAAUGUCCUUGCAAACCUGGGGUCGGCGAUCUGCGUUGCGAUCGCUGCGAACCUGGAUUUUGGGGAUUACAUAAAAUUUCCGAAGGCAGCAGUGGUUGCUCCCCUUGUGAUUGUGACCAAUAUGGGUCAGUCCGAGAUGACUGCGAACAAAUGACAGGGCGUUGCGUCUGCAAACAUGGCAUUCAAGGGAUGAAGUGCAACAUCUGCCCUCCUGGAACUGUGCUAGGGCCAGACGGCUGCAUGGACGCUUCCAUAGCUAAAUCUGUUACCGGAUCAUGCGAUGAGCUGCAGUGUUUCCAUGGUGCUAAAUGUAAAGAAAAACACGGUGAGGUUCAAUGCGUGUGUGAUUUCAAGUGUAACAGUGAUGAAAGGGAUACUAAAACUCCAGAUGACACUAUUGUAUGUGGUACUGAUGGUAAUUCGUAUGGAUCCGAGUGCCAGCUAAGACAGUUCAGUUGUAGAUACCAGAAACCGAUUGCAGUAGCUCAUGAAGGCUCGUGCUCCAAAGUUAAUGUCACUGUGUCCAGCGCCCCCCUGACGACGACAAUGAGCUCUGGGCGAAGAUCCACCGAGACGACGACCAGGAAGCCAACAACAGCUGCCGAGACGAAAAUUGUAAGGGAAAUAACCGAGGAACCCCUUGAAAACUUGCUGAAAACACCUAAAUCUGCUCUUGACUUCUCCACGCCUGCAAGUGUGAAUGUAAUUGGAAUGCCCCUCUUUACCGGUAAAUCUUACCUGGAGUUGUCAAAGCUGGAGGCUUACAGUCGGCUCGCCAUAGAAUUGGAGAUCCGCACCCUAGCAAGCGACGGCAUUAUCCUCUACAAUGGACAGACGGCAUCGGGAAAAGGAGAUUAUGUCUCACUCGCCAUUAAAGAUGGACAUGUCGAAUUCAAGUAUAAUCUAGGCAGUGGGGAAAUACUUCUACGUUCUUCUCAGAAACUUCAGAUUGGUAGGUUUCAUCGAAUAACGGCUAAAAGGUACCAGAGGGAUGGCAUGCUUUCAGUGGAUGGACAGGAUGAAACUACAGGUCACAGCAAAGGUCCUAAAAAUUUUUUGGACCUUGGAGAGCAUCUUUAUCUCGGAUACGUACCAGGAUCUGUUCAACAGAUCUUUGACAACAUCGGAGUAUCAGUUGGUUUUAAUGGAUGUAUUCGCCAUUUCAAAAUUGGUCGACAGUAUAUUGACUUGAAGUAUCCUGGAAGCAAAGUUUUAAAAGCAGUUAAUACAAAUGAAUGCAACGAUGAUAGCUGCACCAGUAUGCCGUGCCUGAACGGAGCUUCUUGCAUUGUAACUGAUGAUCUAGGUUAUUCCUGCAAAUGCCCUCUUAGUUUUACAGGUCGACAUUGCGAAAUUCAAUUAGAUCCAUGCGCUUCCGAACCCUGUUCAUAUGGUGCUACAUGUAUGUCUUUACCAGAGAGUAAAUUUUCCUGCUCUUGCCCUCCUGGCAGUGCUGGAGAACUCUGCGAACUAGAGACUUCGGAGGGUGGAGACGAGUCUGGCAUCACUUUGGACUUCAAAGGGGACAGCUACCUCGAGUUUCCCACUCUUCCCAAUGCCGCCCACUCUCUCAGGAUUGAAAUAUGGUUCAUGACACGAUCUCUAAACGGAUUGCUGCUGUAUAAUGGACAGAAGCCAAAUGGAGUCGGCGACUUCAUAGCACUCACGCUCUUAAACGGAUUCCUGCACCUCACUUAUAACCUGGGCAGUGGAACCGUAACUAUAGCAUGUCUUGAACCAGUCAGAAUAGGAGCUUGGCAUUCAGUGAAGAUAUCUCGCAUUAAAAAUAGAGCUAUGCUUCAAAUGGAUAAUGGGGAAGUUGUGAGAGGACAAUCCAAGGGAGCAUUGCUGGAACUUAACUUAGGGCAACCUUUAUAUAUUGGUGGAGUACCCGAGUUCUUGCCACUGAAGUAUUCAUUAGUUGUGCAAGUAGGAUUGGAUGGAGCCAUUCAACGCAUCAUUGUGAAUGAUGAAGUCUGGGAUGAUAUGCUAAGUUUUUCGACAGACCAGCGCAACAUAGAACCUUACCAUGGACCACCGUGCACACUUGGAAUCUGUAAAAAUAAUGGUCGAUGUAUUCCCAUUUUAGAAGACUACCGAUGUCAAUGUGUUGACGGAUUUUCUGGAAAAUGGUGCAAUCAAACUGAAGAAGCUCUGGAAAUGAGUGACAAUGUUAUUAAUCAACCUGUGAAAUUUGAUGGUUCUAACUUCAUGCAAUUUUCGGAAGGCUCUAGAGGAAUGAGGUUGAAAAAAGCUAAAGAAAACUACAUCACCAUCACUUUCCGAACAAUACAUGAAUACGGACUUUUGCUAUGGAUGAACAAAGGACCAAAUGUUCGAGGAGAUUAUAUCGCCAUAGCGAUAGAUAAAGGAUACGUAACACUCAGUUUCAACCUCGGAAAAGAAACUGUUCCAUUGAUCUUAAAAAGCUUAUUUAAGGUGAAUGACAACAACUGGCAUACUAUCAUUGUCAAAAGAAACAAGCGGCUAGCUCAUCUUAUUGUAGACAACACACCAUCUAUCACAGCCACAUCUGAACCAGGAGCAACAGAACUCAAUACAGACGGAAUUCUGUGGAUUGGUGGUUCCACAGAUGUGCCUUCUGGAUUCCCUGAAGCUUAUUAUCAUGGUUUCCGAGGCUGUAUUUCUUCUAUCACGAUAGAUAGUGAAUCUCUAAACCUGUCGAGAGGAUACUCCGACUAUUGUCAGCCCUCCUGACAAUCAUGAUUGGCGAAUUCCCACCAUCCAUAACUUCGGGUAACUGCACAAAAAAUUGGCGAAAGAACUUCGACCCGUGCCGCCCAAAAAAAAUAUGAAACACUUAUUUCUGCUUCCAAGGACUUCUGAGUGUUUUGUGUAUGUGUGUGUCUGUGUCUGUCUGUCUAUUUCAAUGUGAUAAUGAGCUCGUUUCAUGACUUCCAUAGCAUUUCUCUAACUGUAAAAUGGGCAUGCAUUGUUGAUAUAGAUAGUUUUGUAUUAUUUGCCUUCUGUAAACUAGUCAGAGGUUAAUCGAGAAAAAAAAAUUUAUUGAUUUUCUUGUAUGAAAUUUUAUAUAAUGAUAUUUUAUUAACCAAUGACUUGGAUAUUUUGGGAUGACAACAUUAAUUUUUUAUUACUUAAAUCGAAUAGAGAAAGCAUAACAUUCAAUUAAGAACUUUUUAAAAGGCUUCAAAUUCAACGGUGAGAUUUAGUACAUUUCAUUUAUCUAUAAAAAUCUUAAAAAAUCCUUGAAUUUUUUUUAUUGAAUGGUACGAUUAUAAGUAGUGAUUAACAUAA